AUGCAGUUAACAAAAUAUUUGUGCCGCGAGAUGUAAACACAAAGCCAACGAAUGAAAGAUUGAAAGAAAUGCUUUUUCAAAUGGAAAAUCAGAAAUUAUAAGAUAUGAAUUUGGAACUUUUAGAAUCUUUUGGGCAGAACUACCCAGAGGAUUUUGAUGGAGCCUUGGACUGCAUCAGCAUUGCCAUUACCUGUGCCUUCAACAGACAGGGAACCUUAUUAGCUGUGGGUUGUAACGAUGGUAGAAUUGUCAUAUGGGAUUUCCUGACAAGAGGAAUUGCCAAAAUAAUUAGUGCUCAUGUCCAUCCUGUAUGCAGUCUAAGCUGGAGUCGGAAUGGAAAGAAACUGUUAAGUGCGGCGACAGACAACACAGCGUCAAUAUGGGACGUGGUGUCAGCAGAGUGUGAUAAAACAUUCAGGUUUCCUUCCCCCAUCCUGAAAGUGCAGUUUCAUCCUCGUGAUAGUAAACAGUUUCUUGUGUGUCCAAUGAAGCACCCUGCUGUACUAAUGAACAUCAGUGGAGAACACAGAGUUGUCCCUCUGGAUGAUGAUUCUGACCUGAACAUUGUUGCCUCCUAUGACAGAAGAGGUAAACACAUCUACACAGGAAAUGCCAAGGGCAGGAUCUUGGUAUUUACCUGCAACAAUUUGGAUCUGAAGGCAUCGUUUAGGGUAACAACUGGAACACUCAACACAACUGCCAUUAAAUCCAUUGAGUUUGCUAGAAGGGGGGAGUGUUUUCUGGUAAAUUCAGCAGACCGUAUCAUCCGAGUUUACGAGAGUGGGGAGGUCCUUGCCUGCGGUAAAGACGGAGAGCCAGAGCCAAUCCAAAAACUUCAGGAUCUGGUCAACAAACUUUUGUGGAAGAAGUGCUGUUUUUCGGGGGAUGGGGAAUUCAUUGUGGCAGGGUCUGCCAGACAACAUUCACUCUACAUUUGGGAGAAGAGUGUAGGUAAUCUGGUCAAAAUCCUCCACGGAACGAAAGGGGAACUCCUGCUGGAUGUGGUGUGGCAUCCUGUACGACCAAUCAUAGCCUCAAUAUCCAGUGGUCUGGUGUCAAUAUGGGCUCAAAAUCAAGUUGAAAACUGGAGUGCGUUUGCACCAGAUUUUAAGGAAUUAGAUGAGAACGUAGAGUAUGAAGAGAGAGAGUCAGAGUUUGAUGUCGAGGAUGAGGACAAAGAAAAAGAGGAAACUAAAGGUAAGUCUAAAAAUAACAAAAAGGAUAAAAAUUUCUCUUAA
Molecule: messenger RNA, 1238 nt
Organism: Saccostrea cuccullata (small rock oyster)
Lineage: Eukaryota; Metazoa; Mollusca; Bivalvia; Ostreida; Ostreidae
Product: retinoblastoma-binding protein 5-like
Exons: 11
Coding region: 105-1238 (377 amino acids)
Cellular component (GO): Set1C/COMPASS complex
Molecular function (GO): protein binding
Source: RefSeq, a predicted model, not a curated record